Dichomitus squalens LYAD-421 SS1 is the source of this 1290-nucleotide messenger RNA. RefSeq lists its product as uncharacterized. Bases 1 to 1290 code for a protein of 429 amino acids. Lineage: Eukaryota; Fungi; Basidiomycota; Agaricomycetes; Polyporales; Polyporaceae. The record is from RefSeq and is a predicted model, not a curated record. The transcript has a single exon.
AUGGGCUGGAAGCGAUUUCAGGAAUAUGCCUCCCUCGUUCGACAAAUCGUCGUCGAUCCGCUUGUCCAUGGCAAUCUCUCGAUAUCGCCUCCGGGGCUUCUGAACGACUCCAUUUGGCAUCAACUUACCUCAUUGGUCCUUGGAUGCACUCCCAUUCUACCUCGCUUGGAGGCAGUGGUCAUAAAGGGCGCGGUGGAUGACGAUCGUUUGUUUGACAUGGGCGCGCUCUCCUUAACAAACCCUGGCAUACAUAAGUUGAUUAUCGACUUCACGUAUCCUCAACCACUACCCACAGUCCGGCGCCAACGGAUCCAGGAAGUGCUGCAGAGUGCCUUCGCGGUGUGCUUUUCGUCUACCCCAAACGUGGAGAAGCUCACUAUACGGUCAGUCCUUCCGCUAUUGGAUUGGAAGUCACUUCCAAUAUCGCAUGUGCGGCUAUGCCAGCUGAAGGUCAACACCCUUACCUCGGACCCCACCGAUCUCCUGCAUCUGAUCUCCCUCGCUAAUCUUGAGGAGCUCAGCUGUCGUGUUACUUUCCAAACAGCUGUCUACCUCGAACCCUUUCGCUUCCGAAAGCUUCACACCCUCUUCGUCUCUGGCAGCUGGCAUUCUACGCGAGAUAACUUUCUCGCUCACGUGGACGCGCCUCAACUUCGCGCACUGUCAAUUCAAACCGUGAAGUUCCCAAGAGGUGCCGAACAAAUGCCUCAAUGGUCGUCGCAAUACCUUCGGACUGUACCGGCCGCCUUUCCGUCCAUCACGGACUUCAGUUGGCUGUGCUCGCAAAUGAAGUGGGUUGGGGGGGCAGUCGAUACCCGUGCAACGCUGGCAGAACUACUCGAGCCUCUCGCUCCUCUGCGUAUGCUCCGCCGCUUCUCCGUGCGCUUCUCCGGCCCUACGGUCGUGCCACACUCUUCCUCAGACUUCGAGUGGAUCGCGGACACAUGGCCGGACCUCGAGGCAUUCACCUUCGUCCUCGACGCUAUCUUUGCCACGCGCGAUAUCAACAUCGAGACCGUCGCAUCCUUCGCACGCCCCUGCGCCCGUCUUCGUAGUCUCCGCAUCCCGCAAACGAUAUCCAAAUCCACCAGCGAUACCAUCGUCGAUAUCCACCCGCAGAUUCCCCCAACACUACGUGAUUUAGUCAUAGACAAUCUUUUCUGGCAGAUGGAGCACGAGGGGGUUGACAUGGACGAAAAGGAACCAUUGGCGACGUUACCCCUGUCUUUUCCAUCUGCGAACGUCUCCCUGGGCCGCAUCACUCACUUGCCGCAGUUGAGCACGACCUAG